AUGUGUCCUGAUGAAGAGCUGGGCCUCCUCCCCAGCUUUACUGUGGCCCUCCAACCACCUGAAACUACAGGACCUCCGGGAAAGCGAGGAAGAAGAGGCCGCAACGGAGAAAAUGGACCUCCUGGCACUCCAGGUCCCAAGGGUGAAAAGGGGGAUCAAGGCGACCAGGGACCACGGGGGUUGCCUGGUCUCCCCACGCUGGCUGCUUUGCACAGCAAUCAGAUCCUGACUGUCAAGGGAGAUCAGGGGCAAGCUGGACCACCGGGGCCUCCGGGGCCACCGGGUCCUCCGGGGCCAAGGGGGCCUCCAGGGGACACGGGGAAAGACGGACCCAGAGGUGUACCUGGUCUAGCAGGAGAUCCAGGGACGCCUGGAGAAAUAGGAAUUAUCGGACCCGAGGGGCCACCAGGGCAGAAGGGUUUUCUCGGGCCUGCUGGAAAUCCAGGUGUUGAUGGACUGAAGGGGGAUGUUGGCAUCCCAGGAGUGGACGGAGUCCCCGGAGCUAAGGGUGAAAUGGGAGAGCGAGGUGAAAAGGGCGAUUUGGGCGAAGAUGGAACGAAAGGUGAUAUAGGGGAGAAGGGAGAUGCAGGCUCCUCUGCAGCUGGCAUCAAGGGAGAACCUGGAGAGUCUGGACGAGGUGGAACAAAGGGAGAGCCAGGACUUCCAGGGCUGCCUGGACUCCCAGGGAUAAAGGGUGAGCCCGGAUACCUCGGGCCCCAGGGAGAGCCAGGGCUCCCAGGACUCCCAGGAACUAAGGGUGAUAGAGGCGACCACGGGCCACAAGGAAAGGGAGAAAGAGGAGAAAUUGGACCCUUGGGACCAAAGGGUUCCCAAGGAGAGGGGGGUACACCUGGUACUAAAGGGGCAAAGGGGGAAUAUGGAGAUAACGGAAUCACGGGAUCUGUUGGCCCGAAGGGCCCCCCCGGGCAGAAAGGAGACCAAGGAGCCACAGAAAUCGUCGACUACAAUGGAAACAUUCAGGAGGCUUUACAGAAGAUUACCACUAUUACAGUAACGGGUCCACCUGGACCGCCCGGGCCCAUCGGACCGGAGGGGGCAAAGGGGAUCGUGGGAUGCAUGGCUUGCCCGGACUCGAUGGGGAAAGAGGCUACAAAGGCUCUAAAGGAGACAUGGGGAUGCCCGGAGCUUCAGGGGACAAAGGAGGAACUGGUUUAACUGGCCUACCUGGUGUGAACGGGAUGAGAGGAGACAAGGGAGACGCAGGUCUGCCUGGUCUUCAAGGUUCUUCAAUCAUCGGCACCCCAGGGCCAUCA
This is a messenger RNA of Notothenia coriiceps (black rockcod), 1274 nucleotides long. It is a transcript of the gene col25a1, whose product is annotated as collagen type XXV alpha 1 chain. The record is from RefSeq and is a predicted model, not a curated record. The coding region runs from base 1 to 1176 and encodes 391 amino acids. The transcript is spliced from 27 exons. NCBI's taxonomy places the organism in Eukaryota, Metazoa, Chordata, Actinopteri, Perciformes, Nototheniidae.